AAACCCACUCUCGCUCCUCCUGCUCGCUGCACUCAUCCUGCACUUUUAAGCCGGUCUAUUGCAUUUCAGUCACAAAGAAGAACAUUCACAAUGUCGGCAGAGAAGAAAGAUAUCACCAGCUGGGCGGCGAAGGACGGACAGUUCAAGCGACAGGCAUCAACUUUCCGCGACGAGAUCAAGAAGGGAGGGCAGUUCGAGCCUGAAAAGGGCCGCUAUCAUCUCUACGUCUCGUAUGCAUGCCCUUGGGCUCAUCGGACGUUGAUCGUUCGCGCGCUCAAAGGACUGGAGGACAUCCUCCCCGUCUCUGUUGUCUCACCACACAUGGGUCAAGAUGGUUGGCCAUUUGCCUCGGCGGACGCGUUCCCCGGUGCGGACAGCGACCCAAACGAGAACGCGAAGCAUGUCAAGGACCUGUACUUCGUCGCCCAGCCCGACUACAACAUGCGCUUUACCGUACCCGUGCUGUGGGACAAGAAGCUCCGGACGGUGGUGAACAACGAAAGUAGCGAGAUCAUCAGGAACUUCAACACUGCCUUUAACGAGUUCUUGCCGAAGGAGAAGGCAGAGUUGGAUUAUUAUCCUCAGGAAUUGAGGAAGGAGAUCGACGAGCUCAACGACUGGGUGUACAACACCGUCAACAAUGGUGUAUACAAAUGCGGCUUCGCGACCACGCCAGAGGCAUAUGAGUCCAACGUUGGUCCGCUCUUCCAGUCCCUCGACCGGCUAGAAGGUAUUCUCGAAAAGUCUGGUUCCGACUACCUCAUCGGCAACCGCCUGACAGAAGCCGACAUCCGCCUGUACACCACUUUGGUGCGGUUCGACCCUGUCUACGUCGGCCACUUCAAGUGCAACAUCGGUACAAUUCGGCACAACUAUCCGCAUCUGAAUCGAUGGAUGAAGAACUUGUACUGGAAGAACGACGCGUUCAAGGGAACGACGAACUUUGAACAUAUCAAGACGCAUUACUACUGGAGUCAUACGCAGAUUAACCCCACGAGGAUCGUGCCCGUUGGGCCGAAGCCUAAUAUCGAGCCCCUGUGAACAUUGAACAAAAAUGAUAUUAUUGUACGAGUACAUGGUUCGAGGAAACAUAUGACAUAUGUGGAC
Messenger RNA from Dacryopinax primogenitus, 1107 nucleotides. RefSeq lists its product as uncharacterized. Gene Ontology annotation, cellular component: cytoplasm. The record is from RefSeq and is a predicted model, not a curated record. The transcript is spliced from 4 exons. Bases 91 to 1041 code for a protein of 316 amino acids. NCBI's taxonomy places the organism in Eukaryota, Fungi, Basidiomycota, Dacrymycetes, Dacrymycetales, Dacrymycetaceae. Gene Ontology annotation, molecular function: glutathione transferase activity.